AGUUCCGGGGCGGGCGGCGGCUGCGGGUCCCGGCGCGGAGGGCGCGAGCGCGCGGCGCGGGCCGAGGGCCGAGGGCCGAGGGCGGCGGCGCGGGGACCCCGGGGCCCGGCGGCCCAUGGGGCGCGAGGCGUGAGGCCGCGGCCUGCCCUGCGGUGGGGGGUGGGGGGAGCGGGGCGGGGCGAUGGAUAAACUGACCAUCAUCUCAGGAUGUCUCUUUCUGGCCGCCGAUAUCUUCGCCAUCGCCAGCAUCGCCAACCCGGACUGGAUCAACACCGGGGAGUCGGCGGGAGCACUCACCGUGGGCCUUGUGAGACAGUGUCAAACGAUCCAUGGGCGAGACCGGACCUGCAUUCCUCCCCGACUGCCCCCAGAGUGGGUCACCACCCUGUUUUUUAUCAUCAUGGGGAUCAUUUCCUUGACUGUCACAUGUGGUUUGCUGGUGGCGUCCCACUGGCGAAGAGAAGCUACAAAAUAUGCUCGAUGGAUAGCAUUCACUGGAAUGAUCCUUUUCUGUAUGGCUGCCCUAAUAUUUCCAAUAGGAUUUUACAUCAAUGAAGUCGGAGGUCAACCUUAUAAGUUACCCAACAACACAGUAGUUGGGUCAUCAUAUGUACUUUUUGUCUUAUCGAUUUUCUUCACAAUAGUAGGACUUCUGUUUGCUGGCAAAGUCUGUUUACCAGGCUGACGAAUGUCUAAGCGGCUUAACUCUUAUUUUAUUUUAUUUUAUUUUUUUAUUUUUAGAGGUUGGGAGGACAAAGAGAAGGCAUCUGGGCAAUCCUCUCAUAGGAAGAUGCUUAGAUGAACCUGAUGCUGAAAGGAAAAAAUGCUUUGAUUUGUUCUCACUAUGCACUUUGGAUUUAAAAAACAAAACAAAAAAAGAAUGAGAGCCUUUUCCAUAACCAAAUACAAUAUUGACUAAAUCUCCUGAGCAUAUUCAGGCAGGCAGUCUGCACUGUGAUAGCAACCUAGUGAAGGAGAGUGCUUUAUCCUGAAAGCAUGCGGCCCCUUGUGACUCUGUUGAUCUGUUUUUAAUGUCUAAUGGUUCAUUGGAGGGGGGGCCGUCUAGUAUUUAUGAAUCAUGAUGGACCAGAGGGGUGCAGGAGGUUCGUGUGAGGCUGGCCUCACCUAAGAUGUUAGUGUUCUCAGCUUCCUCGUCAUGUCAUGAGCCUGUGGCACCACAAUGGAUCGCCAUUGCAUUACUGCACCGAGAAGCCAAUAGAUCAAAACUCGUUUGCUAAAAUGUAUGUAAGAAUUCUAAGACUCCCUAAUCUCUGUGUACAAAAGAAAAAAAGCAAACACUAAGAAACAAGUCUGGGGUGGGUGGGGGAAAUCUUCCUUAUAUUUAUAUAAAUAUAUAUAUAAUAUAUAUAUUUUGCUGAUGCAGUAUACAGUGUGUAUAUGUGUGUGUGAGUAUGUGUGUAUACAUUUGUAUAUGCACACAUGCAAACAGUUCCUGGAAGAGAACUCUGAAUGCUUGCUAGCAAAACACUGUGGUGUGCAACCUAGAACUCAAUAGAAAAAAAGCCAUUUAUCUGAAGGCUGCGUAGUGGAGAGAGUCUUCAGCUUACCUCAUUCUUUGUAGCAGCCCUUGAUUUUGGCAGGUUUCUGUAAUAGGUACAAAUAACUCCAUACCUUUCUAGGUGCAAUUUUAAGUUAAGCUAAAGAUCCUUUCUAGGUUUAAUUUAUUUGUGUAUGAUAGUAAAGAUGAGGUCAUGUCAAGCCGUACAGUGUGGGGACCUGGCACUGUUGAAGUGAGUGACAACUACCCUCUAUUGUAUGAACAUUCAUUUUUCCCACUGCCUCAGUCUGCUGCGUUAACAACGCGUCCUGUAUGUUCAAGCACACGACUUCACAUAAACACUAAGUUCACGUGCAGAUAGCUGGCUGUUUUGGCUAGUCACAACACUAAUUUUACAACACUAUUUACAACACUAAUUGCAUUUUAUCUGUAAGCAUUACUUAGUAUAUUUUUACCAGACUCUUGAGCAAUACAGUAUUUCCUUUAUAUGCUUUACACCUUUGCUGAAAAGCUAACACUUGCAUUUGCUUUGAAGGCUGCAUUACACUAACAGCCUUCUGGGUUUUUCUAGACGCAGCAGUGCAGCUGAUCCUGAACUCACGAGUGCUUUUAAAUAGUCCUUUCCUCUCCAAAUCCCCAUCCCUAGGUCAGCGCCUAGAUUUCCCUGGUGAACACUAUAUAAUCCCACUUGAAGUUUGUCAUGGGGAUGCCUCAUGGCAGCGGAGCUGAGUUUGUCCUUUCUAUCGUGAAUGGCAAUCCAAAUGUCCAUGUUGAGUCCCAUGUAGCCUGUGCUUCAUACAAGCAGGGAUGAUCUCUAAGCAGCUUGAUCAUUCCUCACAGGAUGGUUAUUCAGAGACAGGGCUACCUGCUCAGAUAGACCCCACCAGCCUGUUUGCUAGUGUUAAAUUGUGAAUGAAAAUCCAGUGUUUGGGCUCACACAGGAACCUUGGAGAAGUGGACCCUUCUGUGUGAGAAACCUGAAGUAAAUUGGAGGAAGGACAUUUUUCACCAAAUAUUAUAUCCAGUCAAUUCUAAGGCCACCACUAGACAUGUCCUGUGGACAUUUGGGAUUGUGCUUUGAUUAGCCCUCAGCCACUUGAAGGAAAGGUGUGGCAGCUGGCAUACCACUGGUAUAAAGUAUUAGCAAAGUAUAGUUCAAAUUAACUGACAUGACCAAGAGCUUUUCUCUUUCAAAAGAUGGAUUUUACUGUAAAUAGUUUCUCAAGAUAUUUUUAACUGGAUCAUGAGCAUGGGGAGAGAAAGUUUCUCAGCUGCUAUGAAUUUCCCCGCUGUUUACUUCUCUCACAGUGGUAUUGCAUAUAUGAUUACAAAAUUUUAGGUUUUAUUUGUAUCUAUUACCCAAACCAUUCAAUUGUCUUUAAUUUCAUCGUUGUCUUGGAGGACCAGUGCGUGAAGAGCUGGUGGGAGAAAGUCCCUCCAGCCACUCAGCGCUCUAACCCAGGAUUAAAACCAUCCCAUCAAGUAGUGUGUGAAGUCCAGUCUCUGUAAACUCUCCAGACCAAACGUUGUUGACGUGGACUCCUGCAGUCUAGUCCUGUAAGUGGAAGGACAACCAGCUGCCAGCAGCUGCUGGGAAAGGUCAUAUGAGUACCACAUAGCACAGUAUUAAUUUAUAGCAGGAAUCAUAUCUUGUAAAAUGUAUAUAAGACACUUUUAUGGUGCAAUCAUUUGUCAGAUUUUUGUCUGUUACGUUGUUCUUAGAGUGUACAUUCUUCUCAUGCCUAAGAAUAUCACUGUAAAAUCUGCUGAAAACUAUUUUUAGGUUUUAUUUGCACAAGACUGAAUUAGUUUGAGUUUUUGAGAAGCUCCUAUUGAACAAGCCUAAACAUCUGUAAAGAUAAAAAUCUUCAAUUCAUUAAAAGCAACCAUUUCAGUACAAUUCUUUCCAAAGGUAAUCCAUGUUCUGUGUUGUUAGUGUGUGGGUGUGACGUUUCUGACUCUUCCAUCUCUCACAAACCUAUUUUCUGUUCCAUCUGUUUUGUUUUUGAAGGAUGCCUUUUUUUUUUUUUCCUUUGUAAUGUUCUAGAUGACCAAAACACAUUAUUGGUUCUUAUCCUUUUACCUACAGCUUUUAUUUCUCCACGUGGUGUUCUGUGAGUUCACUGUUUAAUCUCUUCAGUGAAGUAACAAACAGUCCUGGUGACAGGCAAUCUAUUGAUUUAGAGGAAAGGUCCUGAAAAAGUGUUGAAAACUAACUUUGGAUCUGUUUUUAGCUAUUAUUUGGCCUCAUGGGCUUCGUGAGAAGAACAUGUUGCAUUUAUUUUGUCUUUAUUAAAAGACUACUAGUCACCAGUUACUCUGGUUAUAGUAACUGUUUUAUCAACCCAUUUUGAUUUUCUUUUAAAAAUUAAAUUUACACUCAUAAAACAGUAAGCUGUCUUUCAGAAAAUUUUUGAAGGAUAAAAAUAUAUGAAGGAAAAAGGUGGUCUGUGUAGGUAGAAUUGCCUAUACAGAGAUUGUAGUUGUAUUGCCUUGAGAGGUUUUAGUUUGUGGUCAAGGUCUGUAUAUUAUCCCAAACUUUAUUAAGAAUUGUUUUCUAAUUGGUUAUAACAUUUUUCAAUUAAUAGUUUCAAAACAAAUUGUUAAUACGACUGUAUAAAGUGAACAUAAUUUUCUUCACUUGUAUUUUUGUUAUUGAGCAAGUUUAUCAAAAUAAAUUGUCUACUAAAGAAACUAAAAA
Messenger RNA from Meriones unguiculatus (Mongolian gerbil), 4220 nucleotides. RefSeq names its product modulator of smoothened (gene Mosmo). Bases 182 to 685 code for a protein of 167 amino acids. Gene Ontology annotation, cellular component: ciliary membrane; Golgi apparatus. The transcript is spliced from 3 exons. NCBI's taxonomy places the organism in Eukaryota, Metazoa, Chordata, Mammalia, Rodentia, Muridae. The record is from RefSeq and is a predicted model, not a curated record. Gene Ontology annotation, biological process: negative regulation of smoothened signaling pathway.